AAAAAGAAGAAGAAGAAAAAAAAAGAAGAAGAAGAAGAUGAUGAAGAAAACAAAGAUGGCAAUUCAGGAAACUGUUAGCGGACGUUAGAGAAAUUGUCACCUGAAACUCGAUGAGUUGAGCGGCACAAAAACCUUUAUUUUCACAAUUGAUAAACGUCCCCUUCGAUUUAUUAACACCUGAUUUCAAUAACCAGAAACGGAACAAAAUGCCUUCUCCUAAAACCAAAAACAGUGCAAAUCGCAGCGCAGGUGGAAGCUCAGGUCUCAGUGGCAGCACCAACGGCAACGGACGCUACGAGUUCAUGUCGUUGAACCGAACCCCUCCACCCACUCUCCUCCAACGGCAGGGCUCCGACCCAACCGCUGCAGCCAGACUGCGGGCAUCUGAGAGCCCUACCCGGCGAAGGGGCUCCGGGUCCUCCACCUCCUCCAACACAGGCAUGCCCGAAGAGGAUUGUAUGCGGCUCAACCCUUCAUUUAUCGGGAUAGCCCUCAGCUCCCUCCUCGCCAUAGACCUGUGGCUUUCCAAGCGGCUGGGGGUGUGUGCCUGUGAAGAUUCCUCCUGGGGCAGCAUUAGACCAUUGAUGAAACUUAUAGAGAUUUCUGGACAUGGAAUACCAUGGCUGGUUGGGACAGCCUACGGCCUGUACAAGGCUGACAGUGCAGCAGGACAGGAGGUUAUGCUAAACCUCUUCAUGGCUCUCAUUCUAGACCUGAUCCUGGUUGGCAUCGUGAAAGCUGUCGUCCGUCGGCGCCGCCCGUCCCACAACCGCAUGGACAUGUUCGCCACCUUCUCCGUGGACCGCUUCUCCUUCCCCUCGGGGCACGCCACCCGCGCAGCCAUGUGUGCCCGCUUCUUGCUGGCCCACCUGGUCCUGGCCGCACCCCUCAGGGUGCUGGUGUUCUUGUGGUCUGGUCUGGUGGGGCUGAGCCGGGUACUGCUGGGCAGACACAACGUGACCGACGUGCUGUUUGGCUUCCUAAUGGGCUACUGGCAGUACAACCUGGUGGAAAUGCUCUGGGUGUCAUCACUGGGCCUGCAGGGGCUGCUGGGACUCAUCCAGGGGUGAGGAUGAGGAGGAGGAGUGGAGAUUGAGGAGGGUUAAAGAGGGUGUGGUUGGUGGGAGACCCUGUCUCGAUAUGUUUGAAACAUUGACUGAUCCUGCCCCACACUGACACUGUGGUAACUCAUCAUUUCAAGACUAACAACGGCAACAACAAAGGCUGCCACCCACUAAUCAUCCAUCCACAUGGAACUGCAAUCAGAAGCACCGACAGUAGGAGCAGGAUGCUCCUCUACACUGCAUCACAGCACUGCUGCAAAGACCUGGAACACUUUCCACUCUACUGUAAUUCGCUGUUGGAAAAGAAGUGUGUGUGGAAUAUUAAUGUGGUGUAAUAAGCCGGGGGGGUAGUGUUACCCCCAAUACAGUCUUCUGUUCUUCUUCCAGCUUUGGAGGUUUGGGGCUCUGCAGUGAUAUGAGAGAGAGAGAGAGAGAGAGAGAUGUUCUUUUAGAGGGGAGAAUGACUGCUAUAGAUUAAAACUUAAAUUGAUUAUGGUGUCUGCGGGUCGCUCUGAAAAGAGCAUGUUUUAUGGAGGAUUCAUUUUGUAUUGACUUAUUUUAAACUUUUAAGGUAUGUAAGGCUGGAAAUUGAAUGGUAUGUCUUUUUUAUUUCCCACUGUGAAAUAUACACUGAACAAAAAUAUAAACACAACAAUUUCAAGUUACAGUUCAUAUAAGGAAGUUAGUCAAUUGAAAUGAAGUCAUUAGACCCUAAUCUAUGGAUUUCACAUGACUAGGCAAGGGCACAGCCACGGGUGGGCCUGGAGGGCAUAUGCCAGGGUUCCUUAACUGGCGGCAGGCGGACACAAUUUAUCCGCGGGUGGUUUUAUUUGGCCCCGCUAAGUUUUCUGAGCGAAAAAUAAAUAAAUUGAAUUUGCAUUGUUGGAUAUUAAAGACUGUAAAAUAAAAAGGAAAUCAGCCCCAAGUGAUUUUAAUUGAAGAAAUUUGUUCCCAAGUAUUCCCACGCAUAAUAGAGAGACACGUGAUCUUAUACAAAUGUAAGCAAGGUUUGAAACGAUUAUGUUUUAGUCAAACAUAUCUGUUUGGUCAGUUUGCAGUCUACAAAUUAUUUGUAAUUGUGUUCCGGCCUGCCGACCAUUCGCUUCAGGAAGAAAAUAGACCCCUGGCUGAAUCUAGUUGAUGAUCCCUGGCAUAGGCCCACACACAAGGGAGCCAGGCCAGGCCUAGCCAAUCAGAAUACGUUUUUCCCCACGAAAGUGCUUUAUUACAGACAUAAAUACUCCUCAGUUUUAUCAGCUGUCCAGUGGCUGGUCUCAGACGAUUCCGCAGGUGAAGAAGCUGAAUGUGGAGGUCCUGGGCAGGCCACAUGGUCUGCGGUUGUGAGGCCGGUUGGACGUACUGCCAAAUUCUCUCAAAUGACGUUGGAGGUGGCUUAUGGAAGAGAAAUGAACAUUCAAUUAUCUGGCAACAGCUCUGGUGGACAUUCCUGCAAUCAGCAUGCCAAUUGCACGCUCCCUCAACUUGAGACAUCUGUGGCAUGGUGUUGUGUGACACAACUGCACAUUUUAGUGGCCAUUUAUUGUCCCCAACACAAGGUGCACCUAUGUAAUGAUCAUUCUGUUUAAUCAGCUUCUUGAUAUGCCACACCUGACAGGUGGAUGGAUUAUCUUGGCAAAGGAGAAAUCCCCACUAAUUGGCAUGUAAACAAAUUUGUGCACAACAUUUGAGAGAAAUAAGCUUUCUGUGUGUAUGGAACAUUUCUGUGAUCUUUUUAUUUCAGCUUGUGAAACGUGGGACCAACACUUUACAUGUUGCAUUUAUAUUUUUGUUCAGUAUACUUACCCUGAAUGGGUUAUUGCGGGUCUUGAGAAAUAAUCCAGUUUUCUACAGGUUGCUGCAUGCACAAUAAUAAUUACCUGCUGAUGUUGUUUUAACCAGAGACAGGAGGCAUGGUUUUCACUCCAGAUUAGGCUUCCCAACAAUUUAACACUAACGCUGACAUCAAACCUGUAGUUGAUUAUUUCAUGACCUUUUUAAUGUGUUAAACCUCUGGCUAGGCUGACCAGACCACGUCAUCUCUCCUUAUCCGUGGCUCUGAGACGUGAUCCUGGAGGUAGAUAGUGUUCCUCUUCAUAGCCGCAUGGAGAGUUGAAGCUUUAAUGUAACUCUUUGAUCAGUUGUGCAACAGCCAGGGUUGCAACAGGUUGAACAGGUUGGAGGGAAGACAGGAGAGCGGCAGGUUUUAUAGUUCUUGCCCAGAGAUCGAAGUAGAAUAGACUUUUUUUACCUUUCAGAAAGAGAACACGCAGUGAAUGUCAAAGACGGUUUGCUGUUUUCUUCUGUACUGUUUUGUUUACAGGUGUAACUGACACACACACAGACAUUUUACUGAGUGACGCCAGCUGUAGUAAUGGUGUACUCAUGCUCUGUGCCCUGACCAAAAAUUGGGUGUGGGGUGGAUCUAGUGGCGAAGUACUUUGCACCCUGUCCUUAACUGCCCUACUGCUAAACUGCUCUCUGCUCUGACUUCUGGUGCAUCUGCACCGUGGCCUCCACUUUCUAUGAAUGUACAUUCUCUGGUGCAAUGUGCAUGUGAGCCAGACAAAGAGUUCUCUGCUGUCCUGGGUGUUUACAAAGUGUUUCUGUGUGUUUACACAGACAGCAGCCAUUUUAUGCCAUAGCCGGUGUUGUCAUUUGGCUGUUGUUGAUGGCACAUUGUAAAUAUCCCGCACAGACACUAAUCAACAUUCUAUUGUCGACUCGGAUGAAUAAUAGUCCUUCUCUCCUCUCUCUUCAACUCUGAAACCAACAGCCCUAUCUCUCUCUCUCUCUCUCUCUCUCUCUCUCUGUCCUCCUCUCAUCUCCUCUCAGAUGAGUGGAUUAUGCUGUAGCUGAGAGUAACCAGGAAGAGGUGUGUUGAGACCAACCACUCCAACACCUCCGCUCUGAUUAAAUAUGGAGGAGCAGUUUAUUAGCCACGUCUCUCUCUUUCACCCUCUUUCAUCCUCACUCUAUUUAAUCUUUUUCUCGCUCUCUCUCUUCUCUCAUUCUCUCUCUCUCUCUCUUUACUGUCUUUUCCUCUCUCUCUGUGCUCACAGAAGAGUCAGACUCAAUUACCUCUUCUCCAUUCUUCAGUUGCGAUUCACUGUUGAUCUUUCAUCUUUCGUGAACCACUACCUCCUCCCUCUACUCCCCCCGGACUCACCCGCCCCUCGCUCCCCUGGAACUCCUACCUCCCCUCACUCAUCUAGUCUUAUGUAGCAUCCAGGCUCAAGUAUGACUCCAAACCAAACAUGCAUUUGUUGAAGUCUUUAGCUGAGGAGGAUUUGGUCAUAUGUUGCCAUGCAGUGAGUGUAGCUACACGUGAUCAGCUGGUCUUGAUUAGUCUUCACGUACUGUUCUGAGGGAUGGUCUACAUCAGUAGCAGCUCUACUUCUCUGUUGUAAAUAAUCCAUUGAGUAACUCUCUGAUCUAUUUCACACAUACUGUAUUUCUUCUGCAAUAAUCCAGUAGUAGAGACUAGAGCUAACCAGUCAGUGGUUCUUGAAUUGGUACGAUUUGACCAAUGGCAUGGCUUCCCCAGAAACUGCUUCCUGUACUCAGCCAAAAGCAAUCAUGGUUCUCAUCGCAAUAAGGAAGAACGCAUUGUUGUUCUUCUGUUUUUAUUGUGUUAUCUAUCUACUCACCAGGGAAUGUCUGCAAAUGUUAUGUCCAAUCAAAGCAAUAUGGCUGACACUCCACCCUAUCAGAGGGAAAGUUUAGAUGUUUCAGAUCUACAGUAUAGGCUAAAUGUAUGUCCCAAAUGCCACCAUAUUCCCUACAUAAUGCAUUACUUUUGAUCAAAGCCCUAUGGGCCCAGGGGUUGGAGCUAGGAGUCAGUUUGGAGCUGUGCCCACUAGUCUGGGCAUCUCCGCCUCUGUACAUUCAAAGACAAAGUCUGCAGACACAAACGGUACUUCACAAGAUCUCACCAGCUUGAUACACUGAAUUAUAACUUUAAUCUGUUGUUAUUGUGUAAUCUUUCAUCUGUAAUGUCAAAUUAAUGAAGUGUAAUGUCAAUGUAUGUACAUUUUGUGUUCAUCUUACGCUUUAUAUUAUAAUGGGUUGACUGUA
Molecule: messenger RNA, 5138 nt
Organism: Salmo salar (Atlantic salmon)
Lineage: Eukaryota; Metazoa; Chordata; Actinopteri; Salmoniformes; Salmonidae
Gene: plpp6
Product: phospholipid phosphatase 6
Molecular function (GO): sphingosine-1-phosphate phosphatase activity
Source: RefSeq, a predicted model, not a curated record